Messenger RNA from Alternaria incomplexa, 936 nucleotides. RefSeq lists its product as uncharacterized. NCBI's taxonomy places the organism in Eukaryota, Fungi, Ascomycota, Dothideomycetes, Pleosporales, Pleosporaceae. Gene Ontology annotation, molecular function: nucleic acid binding. The transcript is spliced from 2 exons. Gene Ontology annotation, cellular component: kinetochore. The record is from RefSeq and is a predicted model, not a curated record. The coding region runs from base 1 to 936 and encodes 311 amino acids.
AUGGCGCAAUCGGACGAGGAGGAUGACUACAUGAAUAUGGUGUUUGAGGAUGCGCCAAAGGGGCCAAAGUAUGAGACUUCCCUCCAGCGCGCCGCGCGCAAGCGCAAAGAGGGCGAAGCCAAAGCGCGACAGAAGACCAAAGCCGAACGAGAAGAAGAGGCCGAAGCUGCACGAGAAGCUGCCCUCGCCACUGCUCUACCUGAGACCAACAAGGGAUUCAAGAUGAUGGCCAAAUUCGGAUUCAAGCAGGGCGAUGCUCUCGGCAAAUCUGAAGACGCGCGCAAAGAGCCUAUACGAGUCAACCCCAAAGACGACAGAGGAGGCAUUGGUCUUGAGUCGGAAAAGAAGCGCAAGUUCAGAGAACAGUUCGAGGAAGCAGAUCGACUGGCAAAGCGCGCAAAGGAAGAAGAGGGUGAUUACCUAGAGAUAAUGCGCCAAGAACAGAAAGAGAAGAAGGCCGAACGGGAUUUGGACAGCGCACAGAGGACAGCCGAGCGCUUGUCUGACAAGAAGGCCGAAGAAAAAGGCGCGCCAGACACGAGCGAGAAACCACUGAAGGACAUCAACGUCCUUUGGCGUGUUCGUGCGCGGCGCAGGGUCGAGAAGAACCGCGACAAGCAGCAACGACGAGAACUGAAUAAUAGCAUUUCGUCGCGAUUACCCACGCUAGCCCCUGAAGACGAUGACGACGAUUCGAAGAUAGCCCAAGGCCGAGAUCUUGCGCCGUUCUACACCACACUUGAGAACGAGCUCGAGGAUGAAGAUCCAGAGCUGGCAGAAUUUGAGGCCUUGCCCGUGGCAGAGCGGUUACAGAAGCUUCUGGUAUUCCUUCGCGAAGAGUACCAUUACUGUCUAUACUGUGGAUACGAAUACCCUGAUGCCGACAUGGAAGGAUGUCCCGGAGUGACUGAGGAGGAGCACGAUAGAGAGACCUAA